ACCAUUUCGUCUCCUCGAUCUGACACAUUUAGCUGCCGUGCUCAAAGAAGUAGCUGUGUGCAGUAAGUGUCAGAAAGGUAGUUUGAGUUUGAAGGUGGGGAAGUAACGAGUGCGAUUUGCUAUUCCACUCUUUCUGGAAUGCUCUAAUCCGUGAGAAUAUUUAUUCCACCGCAAGCUGAGCUGUUUCGAAGUUUGGAUCGUCUAGAUUUUGUGGUACUCAAAUAAGAACCGGUAGACAAUUGUACAGUUUGAAGACUACGUCAGUUCAAGGUGGCUACAGAAGUAAACCGACGUAUACGUAUGGUGCUUGGUGCUCGUGAAAUGGGUUAUGGUCAUGCAUUCUGGUGUUGAGGUUAGAUGGUUGUUUGUUGCCUGCAAGUGUGACCGCAUUUUGUCGUGUCGUAUGUGUACAGACUUGCAGUCGUAUUGAACCUGGUUGGUUGUAUGUCCUCUGUCAGUUACUCUCAUCACAACAAGAUACGUUGAGAUGAUGUAGAUAGUGCUGAAAUCACAUUAUUCCUAUUGUAGUUGAGGAGGCUGCUACUGUUGUAGCUAAAGAAGCCAUGUUUGAGGCUGCCAGAGAAGUCAGAGUCCUUGAGAUUCCUGAAGCACAAUUUGAUCCAAACGAAGACAGUGACGUUUCUGGUGAUGAGUUCGGAGGUUUUGUACCCAUGGAAGGCACUGUAGACAUUGCUGUGUCAUGUGAUGGCACUUGGCAGAGGCGAGGCCAUCAGUCCCUGUACGGAGUAGAGACUGUGAUCUCAGAAGAGACAGGCGAAGUGUUAGAUUACGAAAUGCAAAGCAAGUUCUGCUUCAACUGCCAAGCCCAUUCUACCUGGGAUAGAACCACCAAGAAGUACCAAGAGUGGAAGGAGCAACAGAAGGAGGUAUGCCAAAUCAACUUUGUGGGAUCUUCUGGAAGUAUGGAAGCAAGUGGUGCAGUAACUCUCUGGAAUCGAUCGGUAGAGCUCCACAACUUUUGCUAUACCACUUUUAUUGGUGAUGGAGACAGCUCCUCAUAUAAGAAAGUGGUUGAAUCGAAACCAUAUAGAGAGGACGUCUCCAUCACCAAGAGCGAUUGUGUGGGACAUGUCCAGAAAAGAAUGGGCAAGAACUUACACAACUUACAGGUAACGUGGAAAGACACUGGUUGUACCUCCAGAGCCUGGACAACGAGGUAAGAAGGGUAUAAAGGUCAAAGGCAGAUUGACGAACAAGUUGUGUGACAAACUACAAAAUUAUUAUGGCCUUUCCAUACGAAGGAAUUUGGGUGAUCCAGAGGCAAUUGUAACAGCAGUAAAAGCCAUCAUUGGCCACCAAGCUGACGAUUAUCAGUACUGCCCUCAGGGGGAGUUGUCAUGGUGCAAACAUAAUCGUGGCGAUCCAUCAUACAAGCCUAAAAAUUUCCCUUCCUCAAUAAUUGAGGUAAUGCACCCGGUAUUUGAUCGCCUCACUAAUCAAGACCUUCUGGAAAGAGUGGCUAGAGGGGACUCACAAAAUCUCAAUGAGGCGUUACAUAGCAUAAUAUGGAAAAGGUGUCCUAAACACACAUUUGCUUCUGCUACCAUAGUGAGAAUCGCAACAGCGUUAAGCUGUUAUUCAAUGAAACCUAGGCAGCAUUGGUCUAAUUAGGAUAUUGGAGAGGUUAGAUAUCCUAAGUAAUGUACGUAUUUACCCAGUUCUCUUGAGAAGAGCUAGAUAGAAGGAGAGCCAUAGACUAUGCCAGGAGUCAAGACUUUGAUCAUAAGAGGCGGAGGCAAGAACUAAGAGGAAUAAAGAAGAGAGGCCUGGACAAACAGCAGCGAGAAGAAGAACCGUUCUAUGAGGCUGGUGCUUUCGAUGUUGAGGACGUGGAAGUUGUUGUUGAGGACGUAGAAGAUGUUGAGAAUGUGGAUGCACCUGGUCCAUCUAAGGUAGCACCACAACCUAGACAGAAGAGGUCAAAAUCAAAAACAGCUAAGAAUCCUACAAAAAGAGCAAAGCCGUGUGAUGACUCUGAUCCUGAGUGGGAGCUAUGCUUGAAGAGAAGUGUGAAAUGGGAGACUUACAUAAUCAAUAUCAAUAUCACAGCAUCAAUAUUUUGGGGUGCAAUGCAGCUACGUUCUCGUCGUGCACCCUGUGAGUACCCUGUAUUGCCAGGGAACCAAAUCCGCAAUUACUGAAAGCAAUAUGC
Messenger RNA from Corticium candelabrum, 2173 nucleotides. RefSeq lists its product as uncharacterized. Lineage: Eukaryota; Metazoa; Porifera; Homoscleromorpha; Homosclerophorida; Plakinidae. The transcript has 2 exons. The coding region runs from base 564 to 1181 and encodes 205 amino acids. The record is from RefSeq and is a predicted model, not a curated record.